CUCGGGCAGGCAGGCAGGUAGGGAGGGAGCGGCGCUCGCGCGCCUUGGACCCGAGAGGAGACAGUGCGGGGCCGCGCCAGGCUGGGCCGCGCCGCCGGCAGGAGGAAUCAUGACGACCUCAGGAAAAGAGAACUUUCGCCUGAAGAGCUACAAGAACAAAUCUCUAAACCCUGACGAAAUGCGUCGCAGGCGAGAGGAAGAGGGUCUUCAGCUGCGGAAGCAAAAGAGAGAGGAACAGUUGUUUAAACGCCGGAAUGUUGCAACAGCGGAGGAAGAAGCAGAGGAGGAAGUGAUGUCAGAUGGUGGCUUCCAUGAGGCACAGAUGAACAAUAUGGAGAUGACCUCUAGUGCUGUCAUCACCUCUGAUAUGAUUGAGAUGAUUUUCUCCAAUAGUCCAGAACAGCAGCUUUCAGCCACCCAGAAAUUUCGCAAGCUACUCUCUAAAGAACCAAAUCCUCCAAUAGAUGAAGUCAUAAGUACACCAGGGGUUGUGGCCAGAUUUGUGGAGUUCCUCAAACGAAAAGAAAACUGUACACUACAGUUUGAAGCUGCUUGGGUGCUGACAAACAUUGCCUCGGGAAAUUCCCUUCAGACUCGAAUAGUGAUCCAAGCAGGAGCUGUCCCCAUCUUCAUAGAGCUGCUCAGUUCAGAGUUUGAAGAUGUACAGGAGCAGGCAGUAUGGGCUCUUGGCAACAUUGCUGGAGACAGCACUAUGUGCAGAGACUAUGUAUUGGACUGUAAUAUCCUGCCCCCUUUAUUGCAACUGCUUUCAAAACAGAAUCGUCUCACUAUGACCCGAAAUGCUGUAUGGGCUCUAUCCAACCUCUGCAGAGGGAAGAAUCCUCCUCCAGAUUUUGCCAAGGUUUCACCUUGUCUUAGUGUGCUUUCCUGGCUGCUCUUUGUCAAUGAUACAGAUGUAUUAGCUGAUGCCUGCUGGGCUUUGUCCUAUUUGUCUGAUGGCCCCAAUGAUAAAAUCCAGGCUGUGAUUGAUGCAGGAGUGUGCAGAAGACUUGUGGAAUUGCUGAUGCACAGCGACUACAAAGUUGUAUCUCCUGCCUUACGAGCUGUCGGGAACAUUGUAACAGGAGAUGAUAUCCAGACCCAGGUAAUUCUGAAUUGUUCAGCCCUGCAGAGUUUACUGCACUUGCUAAGCAGCCCAAAAGAAUCUAUCAAAAAGGAAGCGUGCUGGACAAUAUCUAAUAUAACAGCUGGGAACAGAGCCCAGAUCCAGACCGUCAUAGACGCCCAUAUCUUCCCAGCUCUUAUAAAUAUUUUGCAAACAGCUGAGUUUCGGACAAGGAAAGAAGCUGCAUGGGCAAUCACAAAUGCAACAUCUGGAGGCUCUGCUGAACAGAUCAAGUAUUUAGUAGAACUGGGGUGCAUCAAACCACUCUGUGACCUCCUUACAGUAAUGGACUCAAAGAUUGUGCAAGUAGCACUGAAUGGCCUGGAAAAUAUCCUGAGGCUUGGAGAGCAGGAAUCCAAACGCAGUGGCACUGGCAUUAAUCCUUACUGUGCUCUUAUUGAAGAAGCAUAUGGCCUGGACAAGAUUGAAUUCCUACAGAGCCAUGAGAAUCAAGAGAUUUAUCAGAAAGCCUUUGAUCUGAUUGAGCACUACUUUGGGACAGAAGAUGAAGACAGCAGCAUUGCCCCACAGGUGGAUCUUAGCCAGCAGCAGUACAUCUUCCAGCAGUGUGAGGCUCCCAUGGAAGGCUUCCAGCUCUGAGGUGUCCUUAUGCUGAGUGCUACUCUACUUAGCCAAUCCUGUUGUCGAGCCACAAGCCACCCGUGGAGUGAUUCUCUCGAUGUUUUCCAUAACCCUGUUUGCGCUCAUUCGCUUGCCUUGUGCACAUGCUCUUACAUACAUCUGGAAAACCUUUGGCUCUCCGUGGCAGGAUGUCCUCUCCUUGGCAAGGGGUCACCAGAAUCACCCUUCUUCUCUAGAUUCUGAAACCUCUCCACUGUCGUCUUUGUGGAGCUGAGGCACCUUUCUAUACUUUGAGAUAUUCCCCACUCCUAUUGCAGGAAAAUAAUCUCUCUUCUGCUAGCCCCCACAUUCCUGGUAUCCAAGAUGAGGCUACCUUUCUCAUGCAUUUGCUGCAGUGUGUGCCUGCAGUCCAGGAAGACAUUCAGACUUUCUGAGAAUCUAGCUUAAUUCAUUUCCCAUACUCUUCCCUGGUUGCCUCUCUGGAUGGCAGUGUGAGGUGUAUUAAAUCUUGAAAUGCAAUGUAUCUACUUUGCUGUAUGUGCCAGCCUGGGUUAUUGGCAUAUAGAACAUGUUACAAAUAAUGGAGUAAGUUCUCUAUCCCCUGCAACAACGGGCUACAAUGGACAUGUUUUCCGGUUCUUAAGAAUACUGAACACAUCUGGCCCUAUCCCUUCCUAAAACUGAGCUCCCAAGCUGGACUGCAGACCACUGUGGAGAUUUGUAUACCUUCACAGUUUCUCCUUUCCACCAACAAAAAAGAACCUGUGAAUAUGUCACUCUUACCACAUCCCCAGAAAUGACUUUCCAAACCAGCUUCUAGAAUGGAGAAACUACCCCUGUUUCUGCUUUCCAACUCAGCGUGACCCAACGGGGCCUGCAGCCCUUUUUGACUUCAUGCACCUGAGUCUGUCUUUGGUAAUGUAGUUAUGGCUGAAAAUUUCCUGUCUGCCUCUUUACAUUUUUAUGCAGCUUGACUCGAACAGAUUUCUCUUCUGAAAAAAUACCUUCUGAAUACAAAAUCCUAAUUUGCAAAACUUAGCACAAGGAGUGUUAGCCCUCCUUUUCAUUUUCAAGGGAUAGAGCUUCCUCUCCAGCUCACCUAAUGAAAUAGAAUCCUCUUGAUCAAAUCCCAUAUUUAAACAACUACAAUGACACUACAUUCAAAGGAUGAUAAUAUUCCACCCAGAUCUGCCUGGCCCUUUCAUUUCAUUUUCCUUUUGCUGUUUACGGGACUUCAGGUGAAUUAGCAUGGAACGCGUGGUUCCUACAGGUGACAUCUGUAUGGCAUCGCUGACUGCAUGACAGCUGUAUGUGCAGCUGUAGACUGCCCUUCUGCUAGCAGCAUGUUCUUGGCUCUGCAGCCUGCUUGGAUCACAGAUGUCUGAUGCAAAGGCCAGCCACUCCUCACUGAUUUCAGCUGAUAUUGGCAACAUACUCUUCACACAACAAGGCAGAUGCCACCUGAUUGAAAGUGACGGUUUCGUUUCUGUAAAUGCAAUUGAUUCUCCAGGCCGUCUGCUCCUCCCUGCAUUGGGCUAUGUUCUUUCAAGCCAUUUUGGACGUUUGGACCACACAUUUGUCCAGUAUAAACAUUUCAAAAUUGCCACUGACUACUGCAGUGUCAUGUACCUGUGGUAAGUGUUGUUGGCAGAACUGUCUGCAGGAUCCUCCUUAUGACUCCUUUUAGUGACAAGCCACUGCAAAAGCAAAACCAACUCAUUGGAUACAGAAUAAUAAUAAAAAAUAGAUAAAACACCUGUGAAACUGCUGAAAAAAGCUAGGCAAAGGCCUGAACAUCAGCUCUGUGUGAUCAUUAUUUAAAUAUAGUCUUCAGUUCUGUCUGUGCUUCAGGAUGGAGACUUUGAGCUGUGUGGCCACUGCAGAAGCCACCUGCUGCCUCCCUAGCUAAUACUGUUGGCCUCCACCUUCCCUCCCCCGGUUAUUUUCUCUAGUGCUGCUUUGUGCUGAAGGAACAUUUAGUUUACUGCACUUGAUCUGUAAAUGGACUUCAAUUCUUUGUAAUUUUAGGGGGUUAAAUUUGGUGGUUAAUUUAAAAACAAAAAACCCUCAAUGUUGCCUUUACAUCACAUAUAAAUAACUGUGUUUCUCUUUCUUGAAGGGUGAUAGAAGCACUGAUGAGUAGCAAAAUCUUGUUUUAGCUUUUGGAUUUUUUUGUGCUGGAUUUUUUUACGUGUAAAUUUCCAAUAACAUGUCAUUUCUAUAAGAUUUGUUUAAAAUCAUGUACCUCUUAUUGGAUGGUAUAAAAAUGCUACAUAUUUUGUAAACAAAUCUGAGCAAAGUGUGUGUGUAUAUAUUCUGUAUAUUCAUAUAUGUAUAUUCUGUGUAUAUAUACACUUGUGUGUAUAUAUACAUAUAUAUACACACACACGUAUAUAUAUACACACAUGCACAUGUGUGUAUUUAUAUACAUAUCUAUAUAUCUAUAUAUCUAUAUAUAUAUAUAUAAGUGUUUUCUCUUCCAGGCUAGUGAAAACAAUGUGGUGCAUUGGCGUUCCCCCUUUGCCCUCCCCCCAAGAAAAUAAUGACAAUUGCCUCUAAAUGAGUAAAUUAAAAAAGAGUCCAUUUAAGCUGAAUGGUGUGCCUUCCUGUGUAAGGAUCCUGGCCCGUUGUUUGUUACUUUUGCAGUGGAUAUGUGAAUUCAGAUCAGAUAAGUAUAAAUCUUUAAACUUGGUAUGUGUGUUUGAAGUGACAGGCUUGGUUGACACACGUAAUAAUGUUGUUGUCAUAUAUACUUAGACUGUGUAAGGCAUUUGACUGGUACUGCAUAACAUUUUGACUGAAAACUAAAACAAUACAAAAAUUAACAUGGCACACAUUAAAUGGAUUAAAAAUGUGGCUAACUCAUAGGUCUCAAUUUAAUUUUAAAUGGUCUUCCUUGAGUGUAUUUCUGGCAGGAUCUUCUAGCAACCAGUUCUUCUCCUUGUUUUAUUUAGAAUUAUUAAGGACUUGAAAAGAAGCACAAUCCACUUCUAACAAGUUCCAGGUUAAAUGAAUAUAGGAGGAAGAUCAGACUUGUGAAGAGUCAAAGGAAAAGCUCAUGGAUACAGACUGUAAUUAUUUGAUAAACCAAGAGCAAGCAAACUACUUGAAUUUUAAUAGAGCUAAAUGUAUAGUGCAAGGUUACCCAUCUAAUAAAAAACAUUCAGGCCACAGAUAAAGGUCUCUAUUUUAGAUGAAAAGUAUCUCUGAAAAAGAUUUGGAGUGGAUAUCAGCAUGCUAAAAAUUUGGAAAUAGCAAUGAUUAUUAAAAGUUCAGAAGAUAUAUUCCAUUUGGAUGAGAAAUAAGGCACUUUUUACCCUUAAGAGUAACUAAUGGUUAGCCUGACAUUAGAAUAACAAGUGUUAUUCUACCAGAAGUGUUAUUCCACUGUGUUAGAAAUACUAAACCCAGUAUUCUCUGUUUUCUUAAAGGGCAUACUGCUGUUCGAACAAGAUUUAACUCAGGGAGUGCUUUCAUGAAGGUCACACUGUGUUUUAAAUGAUCUUUUCUUGUUCUGUAUGCAAGUAGGAAGUAGCAUAGUCUAAUGUUUAGAGGAUAGCAGGGAGCUGUUGGAGUUCUUGGUUUUUCUUAGCUCUGCCAUGCAGUGCGUAGUUCCAGAAAAGUGAUCGUAUGUAUUUUCUGCUUCCCUUAUUUUGGCAAUUGAAGUUAAUAAUUAAUUUGUUUUUAUCUGCUUUUGGAAAUCCUAGCUGAGCACCUUCCAAAAGGACCAUGAACUUAUAAGGUGAAAAGAUUCAUAAGAACAAAGAAUUUCUGAGUUUUUUUGCAGCAUCAGUAAUGAGCUGGAACUACUGCAUUCAUCUUUUUAACAAAAGAUGCAGGGCUGCUUGGUGGUGUUGUCUAGCAAUGCUGUCCAGACCGAUAGUGCCUUUCAGGUGUUGUAUAUUUGUUGGAGCAGCAACCAGGAGCUCCUUCCUUUUAUUGGUAAAGCUCUCAGUGGAACAUGGCAGGCAGGCGCGCUCCCUUCAGUUCAGGAUGUUGCACGAGGUGGUGGGGCAGAAGAUUAUUGAAAGCUUAGUCACUCAGCCAGGAUCAGUUUUCAGGGCACCUGGGAAGAUACCACCCAUACAAACAGAAUCAUUUGAGGCAACUGCUGCCUAGAAACCUCAGCCAGUGUUCAGCCUAAAUUCCUGUGCUGGUUCCUUGAUCCCAACCAAAUACAGCUGUUUGAUGUCUCUUCCCUAAGGGAGAGGAGAGAGUUAUUGACCCAAGAAAAUACCAAGUGCUUUUGAACCUGCUUUUCUGUAUUGAGACAGUAUUGAGACUGUUGAAGAACCAAAUCCUAUCUUCUAGUCCUAAAUGUGAUGGUGCUGGUGAUGCAACUCUGUGCUUCCUCGAUGAUUUUCAGAAUAUCUUUCUUGAGUCUGGGAAGUGUGCAACUCUGCCAGCUUCAAGUAAUAUCCCAUGUCUUCCACUGAGGUUUACUUCCUUCUCAAAUAGGCACAACACAUCAUUCCCUUCCAUGCCAGUUUUAGCCAUGAGAUACGAAGGUCUUCCUUCAAAUACCUGAGACUUAGCAGGAAAAUAAACAGGACCUCUCUGCAUACUACUAUGGCUAUGUCCAUAGGGCUCACACAUGCUCUACUGAGGCAGUGUGAUUAAUGUUGUUGGUUUUGUCAUUGCAUUGGGAGGCAUUGGUUGCCUUUUGAAUAGAUAUAACAAUAAGGCAUAUGAUAUAGGUUAAUGAUUUUACUUUUGAGAAAAAAUAUUACCCUGAAUUGUGCUGCCGACCUCUCAAAGGGGAGAAGGUGAAAUACUGUUCUAAGGACUUAGUAUGUUCCUCUUAAUUAGUCAGUUAAGAUGGUGUAGGCUAAAGCCAGGAGCCAGUUAGGUUAUACAUAGUGUAUUAAGAAGUUUUCCAGUCCACUAGAGUGGAUGCUUAGGCCGGAAGUCUGUGCUCUGUUUUUUAAAUAUUGCCAAGUGUUUUCUUGGGAGCCAUCAGGCUAGAAACGAAGUGACUUAUUUCCUUGUCCCUCUGAGAAAGAUUUACUUCAUUUUUCUAGUACUUAAAUACUUUCAAAGAAAAUAGUGCAAUGGUUGAGAGAGAGCUGGAGACUGCACACAGCCCAGGCUCAGGCUUUUGUAUGAGACUCUGGCGCUAAUGUGGAAGCAGAAAGAAAAUGCAAGUAUGUGCAGUGAUGCACAGGUUUUAUGGUAGAUCCUGAAAUGGUGGAGAUAUCAGACUGAUAGAAUGAAAGGAUAUAUGGCUACACAGAGCUUGUAGAAAACCAUUGGAGCCUUGAGUUCAAUUUUUAGGUAAACAGGGCAGAGUGUUUAGGUUUGUAAGUAAAAUGAAAAACUGGUGACUGAUGCUGCUCUGAGCUGUUGCUUUCUAAGUGAUAGACAUUUUUAUUUGAAGUGCUUUACUAGCUGGAUGAGUGCAAACAGUUUUAUGUUGAUAACUAGAUGAGAUGCAUGGCAAUUCUGUUCAGAGUGCACUCAGGUGCUUAUUGAAAGGGGAAUGCUUUUGAGAGAUGGAUAGUUUUAAGCUUUGCCAUCAGCAAGCCUAAAUUUAAUCCAUACAAGUUUCUCUGAAAUACUGUCUACAGUUCAUGUUCUCCUUUUUAGUCUUGUUUCAAACAUACACAAACACAUGCAUACACUCUGGGAAGAUUUUUUUUGAUUCCCACAUCUGAGUUUACUAGUGUGGCAUAGAAACAGAGCUGUCAUGAUAGAUCCCUUUACUUAUCUGCAGUGGAAUUAAGCAUGAUUUGCCCUCAAUGCUAACUGAGUGGACAAGUCUAUGGGAGCCUAUUUGGUUUCAGCGACAGCAUACUUAGGAUGAUGACCUUAGGGAGAAUCUGGUAACAGGUCUCGGAGACACCUGAAGGUUACUAACUUCUGUGGUGGAAUGACUGCACAGGUUGGUUGAUUGGUUACAUCUCAUCAAUAUGAGUGGUACUCAGAAUUGUAAUCAAUAAAAAAGAUGGACUGUAGCAGUUACAUUCUGUCUCUAGAGGAAAGGACAAGGUAAUACAGAAGUCCGUGCUGGAUAUCUCAUUGCUUCUCUUUUCCAAUUAUAAAGAUAAGCAAGAUGUACCCUGCAUUUUUGUAGCGCUUUUAUUUUUUUAAGAAAUAUUGCUAACCUUUAGUGGUACUAAUGGUUCAAACCGUAUUUGUCUCCCAGUAUCAGAAAGUUCACAAACUGCAUCUGUUCAAACAUAUGUCUCCUCUAUUUCUAGAGUCCCUAGUGACCUGUUAGCAGGCAGUCCUGGGAAAUUACAUGCUUUCGAACAGUCCUGAUGAUAGUCCCAAUUUACAUUUCCUUCCAAGGGAGCUGAAGGGAAGAGGAAAAACACUAGUCUCCAGUUGAAGGCUGUUCAGUAUGAACAGUACACAACUAUUCUGGGAUGAAUGCCAGAAAUAGGACUGUUGGGAGUAGCUCUAUACAGGUGUCUGUGGCUCUUGUGUUUCUAGAUUUGAGGCACAAGGUAAAAUAAAUGAUCCUUCUCUUAA
Rhea pennata is the source of this 8182-nucleotide messenger RNA. RefSeq names its product karyopherin subunit alpha 1 (gene KPNA1). Gene Ontology annotation, cellular component: nucleoplasm; nucleus; cytoplasm. Gene Ontology annotation, biological process: postsynapse to nucleus signaling pathway; NLS-bearing protein import into nucleus. Lineage: Eukaryota; Metazoa; Chordata; Aves; Rheiformes; Rheidae. Gene Ontology annotation, molecular function: nuclear import signal receptor activity; protein binding. The record is from RefSeq and is a predicted model, not a curated record. The coding region runs from base 110 to 1726 and encodes 538 amino acids. The transcript is spliced from 14 exons.